This is a messenger RNA of Humulus lupulus (European hop), 1527 nucleotides long. RefSeq lists its product as uncharacterized. The transcript is spliced from 7 exons. Lineage: Eukaryota; Viridiplantae; Streptophyta; Magnoliopsida; Rosales; Cannabaceae. The coding region runs from base 1 to 1527 and encodes 508 amino acids. The record is from RefSeq and is a predicted model, not a curated record.
AUGAAUUUCCUUGAGCUAUGUGCAACGUUUAAGUUUAAUGGGGUGAGCGAUGAUGCAAUAAGGCUGAGAUUGUUCCCUUUUUCACUAAGGGACAGGGCAAAAAGUUGGCUUAUUUCUCUACAGGCCAACUCAAUCAAUACAUGGGAGGAACUAGCUCAGAAGUUUCUCUCAAAGUUUUUUCCUCCUACAAAAGCUGCUAAGUUGAGGGGAGAAAUCAAUAACUUCUAUCAGAAUGAGGGAGAGUCAUUGUACGAUGCAUGGGAAAGAUUCAAAGACCUGCUCAGGAAAUGCCCUCAUCACGGUAUAGAGAAGUGGAUGUUAGUCCACAAUUUUUAUAAUGGGCUUUGCGGUACUACUCGCACUAUAAUAGAUGCAGUAGCAGGUGGUGCUUUCAUGAGUAAAGGGGCUGAUGAGAGAAAAGUAGCUGGGGUACAUGAAUUAGAUGAUAUCACUCCUUUAACUGCUCAGGUUGCUUCAUUGACAAAGCAGUUGCAACAAAACAAGAUCUCAGCUCAAGUCCAGGCUAUACAGAUGCAAUCAGGGUGUGAAUUAUGUGGAGGGCCUCAUUUGUAUGAACAGUGUACAGCGGCCAACAUGUAUGGUAAUAUGCCAGUUAAUCAGGCUCAGGUACAGGCAGUUGGUAAUUUUCAGAGGCCUUAUCAGAAUCCGUUCGCCAAUACUUAUAAUCAUGGGUGGAGAAAUCACCCAAAUUUCUCUUGGAGAAACAAUCAGGGCCAACAGUCACAGUUUCAAGGGCCAUACCAGCAAAACAUGUCACAACAGCCUAUGAAUCAAGCCUCAUCGUCACACCAGCCUAGACCGCAAGAUCAACCAGAAAAGCCUAAUGAGUUGCAAGCAGCCUUACCGCAAGGGAAUUUUCCUAGUAAUACCGUGGUAAAUCCUAAAGAGAACUGUCAAGCAAUUUCAUUGAGGAAUGGUAAGCAAGUGGAGCAGCCCAGUGUACAAAAGUCAGUGGUUCAGAAUGAAGAGUUGAGUGAGAAAUCAGAUACAAAAGCGAAUGGGGUUACUGAAGACCACCAGGGUUCAAACAAGUGUCCUCCCUUUGUUGAUAGUCAGCCACUUCAAGCAUUAGAGCAGAUGCCUAGUUAUGUCAAAUUUAUGAAAGAGAUUUUGUCAAAGAAAAGAAAGAUGGAGGAGUAUGAGACGGUGGCAGUCACUGAAGAACGACUGGGUUUGGGUGAGGCAAGACCGACAACCGUCACUCUACAACUAGCAGAUCGAUCGGAGGAUAUGGAUGUACCAAUCAUUCUGGGCAGGCCAUUUUUAGCUACUGGGCAGGCUUUGAUUGAUGUUCAGAAAGGUGAGCUGACAUUGCGAGUUCAGGACGAAGAAGUAGUAUUCAACGUGUUUAAGGCCUUAAAGUUUGCAAAUGUCAAUGACAGCUGUUUCAAAGUUGACAUAGUAGAGAAAGCGGUGGCAGAAAUUCAUCUUACAGAGGAUUCACUUCAGAAGAGCUUGACAAUUGGGGAUAUAUCAUUUAUGACUGCAAGUUCCAAAGAACCAUAA